Molecule: messenger RNA, 3161 nt
Organism: Neopelma chrysocephalum (saffron-crested tyrant-manakin)
Lineage: Eukaryota; Metazoa; Chordata; Aves; Passeriformes; Pipridae
Gene: MTHFD1L
Product: methylenetetrahydrofolate dehydrogenase (NADP+ dependent) 1 like
Exons: 26
Coding region: 1-2760 (919 amino acids)
Biological process (GO): tetrahydrofolate interconversion
Cellular component (GO): cytosol; mitochondrion
Molecular function (GO): ATP binding; formate-tetrahydrofolate ligase activity; methylenetetrahydrofolate dehydrogenase (NADP+) activity
Source: RefSeq, a predicted model, not a curated record
AUGGUGAUUUUUUGUUGCAAAAAAGCGGAAGCGCAAGCGGCCGAGCGCCGGGGCGGGGAGCGGGGCGAGAGGGCAGGCGGUGCUCCAGCUCCGCCCGCCCCCUCGCCCUACUCCGUCCCGGCGCCGCUGCUGCAGCGGCCACUGUCGCCGCCGCAGCGCUCCGGAGGGAUGAUGAGCGCGGUGCUGCGGCGCUGCCUGGCCUCGGCGCUCCCCGCCGCGCUGCUGCCGAGCCGCGGGCUGUGCGGGUGGCACCCCCAAGGCGGCGGUGCGGCCGCGGCCGCCCGCAAAAUCACCGAGAAUGCAAAGAAAUCCUUGGCCUCUCUCAAGAGACAAAACCCUCAGCUUGAGCCAACACUUGCCAUUAUUCAGGCACAUAAUGAUCAUUUGAUUCAAGAAGCAAACAAGAACUUUGCCAAAGAGGUUGGUCUACGCAUUAUUCACAUCUGUCUCCCUGAAGGCAGCAGCAAGGAUGAGAUUGUCAGUGAAAUCUUCAGACUUAAUGAGGAUCCUAACGUGCAGGGCCUUGCCCUUGACCUCCCAGAAAGCUUAUAUAGCAGUAAGGUAUUAAAUGCUGUGAAACCAGAGAAGGAUGUGGAUGGAUUAUCCAGUGUAAACCUAGGACACUUAGUACGUGGUGAUGUCUAUGAUUGUCUAGUUCCUCCUACAGUGUGUGCUGUGAUGGAGCUUCUUGAAAAUCUAGGUGGAAAGACGGUGCUGCUGGUGGGAGUCAGUGGGGCAGUGGGUGCUGCCCUGCAGAGCAUGCUGCAGAGGGAGGGAGCAGCGAUCAUCAGCUGCCCAUGGAAAGCCCCACAGCUGCAGAAUGAGCUUCGUCAUGCGGAUGUGGUGGUAUUUGGCAGUAUGAAACCCGAUGAUGUUCCUGUGAGCGGGGUAAAGCCUGGAACCACCAUUAUCAGUUGUUCUCAUGACAUGCUGUCAGAGAAACGCAACUACGGUCAGCAAAACAACUUUGCUGCAGAAAAUGCUGUUGGUUCUCUUGCAAUAGCAAUGAGAAUGCAGAACAUGGUAAAAACCAUGGAGCGAUGGAUCCGGUCCCAUCAGUACAGGAAGUGGAACCUGCACUGCUUGAAACUGCAGCCCCUCUCCCCAGUGCCCAGUGAUAUUGAGAUUUCCCGAGCACAGAGUCCAAAAGCUGUUGAUGUACUUGCCAAGGAGAUAGGAUUGCUUACAGAUGAAAUUGAGAUCUAUGGCCAAACCAAAGCCAAAGUACGUUUGUCCCUGCUGGAAAGGUUAAAGGAUCAGCCAGAUGGAAAAUAUGUUCUAGUUGCUGGAAUAACACCUACACCCCUAGGAGAGGGGAAAAGCACAGUCACAAUUGGUCUCGUUCAGGCACUUACUGCACACCUUAAAAUUAAUUCCUUUGCUUGUCUGAGACAACCUUCUCAAGGACCUACAUUUGGAGUUAAAGGUGGAGCAGCCGGUGGUGGAUACGCUCAAGUGAUCCCCAUGGAGGAGUUCAAUCUUCAUUUGACUGGAGACAUUCAUGCUAUAACUGCUGCAAAUAAUUUGCUGGCUGCUGCUAUUGAUGCUAGGAUCUUGCAUGAAAACACUCAGUCUGAUAAGUCUUUGUAUAAUAGGCUGGUUCCAGUAGUUAAUGGCGUGAGAGGAUUUUCUGCUAUUCAGCUUGCCCGUCUGAGAAAGCUGGGAAUAAACAAGACUGAUCCUGAGACUUUAACAGAAGAGGAGAUCAGCAAAUUUGCACGCCUUGAUAUUGACCCAUCUACCAUAACAUGGCAAAGAGUGGUGGAUACAAAUGACAGAUUCCUUCGCAAAAUAGCAAUUGGACAAGCAAGUACAGAGAAAGGAUUUGUCCGUCAGGGAACACCAGUAUUCGUUCACGCUGGACCUUUUGCUAACAUUGCACAUGGAAAUUCUUCUGUUUUGGCAGAUAAAAUUGCCCUUAAAUUAGUUGGAGAGAAAGGAUUUGUAGUAACUGAAGCUGGCUUUGGUGCUGACAUUGGGAUGGAGAAAUUCUUCAACAUCAAAUGCAGGGUGUCUGGCUUGUUUCCCAGUGUGGUUGUACUUGUUGCUACAGUGAGGGCUUUGAAGAUGCAUGGAGGUGGGCCAAAUGUAACUGCUGGUGCCCCCUUGAAGAAAGAAUACACAGAAGAGAACCUCCAGCUGGUAGCUGAUGGCUGCUGUAAUCUACAGAAACAGAUUCAAAUUACUCAGCUCUUUGGAGUUCCUGUUGUGGUUGCUCUAAAUGUCUUCAAAACUGACUCUCCUGCUGAGGUUGAUCUGGUGUGUAAGAUUGCCAAGCAGUGUGGAGCAUUUGAUGCUGUACCCUGCAAUCACUGGUCAGCUGGUGGUAGAGGAGCAGUAGAAUUAGCUCAAGCUGUGGAAAAGGCGUCCAAUCAGAAGAACAGUUUCAAAUAUCUCUACAGCUUGGAGCUUCCCAUUGUUGAAAAAAUAAGGAUCAUUGCUCAGAAGGUGUAUGGAGCUCAGGAUAUAGAGUUGUCUCCUGUUGCGCAGUCACAAGUUGAUCGUUACACCCGGCAGGGAUUUGGAAAUCUUCCCAUUUGUAUGGCAAAAACUCCCCUAUCCCUCUCCCAUCAGCCUGAGAGGAAGGGUGUUCCCACUGGUUUCAUUUUGCCGAUUACCGAUGUACGAGCCAGUAUUGGAGCUGGAUUCAUCUACCCUUUGGUAGGAACGAUGAGCACCAUGCCAGGACUUCCUACAAGGCCAAGUUUCUAUGACAUCGACCUUGACCCCAUCACAGAGCAAGUGGAAGGAUUGUUUUGAGAGUGAGGUCCAAAUUCAGAAGCCUGAAAAUUAAGAACUGCAACUUUCCUGUUUCCUGCAAGUAGGAGACAAAAGUGAAUCUGAAAUAUUCCUGUUAUGUGUCUCUGGCGGAAUGUCAAGAUAGACCAAAGAGCAAAAGUUUACUCUUUCUUCAAACUAGUUUUUAUGAUGAAAUAUAGCUUUAGGGUUAAAAAAAAAAAAAUCACAAAAAAAGACCAGCAAGCUUAAGUUUUACUCGCUGUCAUGCAGGAAACUCUCUACUGGGGUUUAUGCUUGUUUAGGGAUAAAAUGACAUUGAAAAUGAGCAGUUUUUCAACUUGGAGUUUUCCUCUUUUCUCAGAAGAGUUUACAGAAGUAUUUCCUUUAUCUUGGCUAUCUAAAAACUUGUGUAAACCUGAUUA